Molecule: messenger RNA, 342 nt
Organism: Linnemannia hyalina
Lineage: Eukaryota; Fungi; Mortierellomycota; Mortierellomycetes; Mortierellales; Mortierellaceae
Source: the annotation of a GenBank genome assembly
AUGGGUAGGAGGAGAUUAAAAGAGUGCGAAGAAGAGGAGAAGGAGGAGGAGCAAGUUGAUGAUGAGGAUGAUGAGGAUGAGGAUGAGGAUGAUGAGGAUGAGGAUGAGGAUGAUGAGGAUGAGGAUGAGGAUGAUGAGGAUGAGGAUGAUGAGGAUGAGGAUGAAGAUGAGGAUGCUGGCGAAGAUGUCGACUAUUUCCGUAUGGACGAGGCUAUCUUUGAUAGUUUGGCAAUGGACAACAAAGGAUUCAUUAAUAACCGAUACAAUAAUGAGUCUGCCGACGACCUAGACGACGAUGAGGACAACGCGAGCGGUACUGCUUCAUUGUUGCCCCUACGAUAG